UAGAAAGUUGGAAGAGUCGACGUGUAGAAUUGUGGUGGCAGUGUGUUUGCAGUCCACAUACACCAUGCUCUUAUUCUUAUCUAAUCUUCUUCGCCGCUUCUCGUCCCUUCUUUCUUUCUUCUCUUUUUCUUUUUUCAUAUUAUUAUUCCACUGCACCUCCAAUUUGAAAGGUGGAAUUGCUUCAUUCUAAUAUAGAUAUAGAAUGUAUAUGGCAACAUUGGGUGCAAAUUCAAAUAUUAUAAUUAAAAAUGAUAUAAGAUUUCGCCGAACAACAACAACAAGGUUGGCAGUGUUCAAAGUAUUGCCUACACGAUUGCAUUUCUUAAGACAUGAUCGUAAUUCUCGUGGUUUGGUGGUAUGCCAAUGUCAACACCACCACCACAAAGGGAAACCAGAUUCUUCUUCAAACAUAUCACGGAUAUUAGAAAAUGGGGUGAAUAGGAUGCUUGUUGUUCUUGAAGAUUGGAGAAAUUCACGCAUAAUCCAAUUAGUUGCCAUACUGGUUUCUAUUUUAAUGAUUGUUCCAUCAGCUGAUGCUGUUGAUGCACUCAAAACUUGUGCUUGUUUGCUCAAGGAAUGCAGGUGUCCCUGCCUAUGCCGCCAUUGAGCUACUCCUCCGAUACAGAUAUAAGUGUUUGUUUGGUUCCACUUGUAGAAUUAUGGAGGGUAGAAUUGGCUAAGUGUCUUGCAAACCCAUCAUGUGCUGCCAACAUUGCUUGUCUCCAAACUUGCAACAAUAGACCGGAUGAGACUGAAUGCCAAAUUAAAUGUGGGGACGUAUUUGAAAACAAAGUGGUUGAUGAAUUCAAUGAGUGCGCUGUAUCGAGGAAGAAAUGUGUACCUAAGAAAUCUGAUGUGGGAGAAUUUCCUGUUCCAAACCCGGAUGUCCUUGUGAAGAGCUUUAAUAUUGCAGAUUUUAGUGGCAAGUGGUUCAUCACUAGUGGCUUAAAUCCUACAUUUGAUGCCUUUGACUGCCAAUUACAUGAAUUUCACACAGAAUCAAAUAAACUUGUUGGUAAUAUAACAUGGAGGAUACCAACUCCAGAUGGUGGAUUUCUUACAAGGUCAGCGGUGCAGAGAUUUGUUCAAGAUCCUUCAAAUCCAGGAAUCCUCUAUAAUCAUGAUAAUGAGUACCUUAACUAUCAAGAUGACUGGUAUGUCGUGUCAUCUCAAAUUGAGAAUAAACCAGAUGACUAUAUAUUUAUAUACUACCGAGGUAGAAACGAUGCAUGGGAUGGCUAUGGUGGUGCCGUUGUGUACACAAGGAGUGCAGUUUUACCUGAAUCUAUUAUUCCUGAACUUGAUAGAGCGGCAAAGAGUGUAGGAAGAGACUUUAGCAAGUUCAUCAGAACAGAUAACACAUGUGGACCAGAGCCUUCCAUUGUGGAAAGGCUGGAGAAAAAGGUUGAGGAAGGAGAGAAAACCAUUGUGAGGGAAGUUGAAGAGUUAGAAGAGGAGGUGGAGAAGGAUUUGGAGAAGGUUGGCAAAACAGAAAUGACCUUGUUACAAAGGCUGGCAGAAGGGUUUAAAGUGUUUCAAGAAGAUGAGGAAAAUUUCUUAAGAGGGUUAUCUAAAGAAGAAAUGGAGAUACUGGACAGUCUCAAAUUGGAAGCUGAGGAAGUAGAAGAGCUCUUUGGACGUGCCUUGCCACUAAGGAAACUAAGAUAACUUAUAAAUAUGAGAAAAAAUGUUGUAACAUAUUUUUUGAUAUACGUGUUUAAUAUUGAAUGAAUUCUCAUGUUGGUUCUCUGCUGAAUAAUAUCAACUCAUUCUUUAUAAAUGCUGUCCUCGUAUAUGUCAUAGAAGAAGUUGGGGUUCUCAUAAGAAUUCAUGUUAUCUUAUGCUUAAAAGAAGGUAUCAAAGAAUGUGGCGCUGUGAUUUUUCUGUUUGGA
Molecule: messenger RNA, 1892 nt
Organism: Medicago truncatula (barrel medic)
Lineage: Eukaryota; Viridiplantae; Streptophyta; Magnoliopsida; Fabales; Fabaceae
Product: violaxanthin de-epoxidase, chloroplastic
Exons: 6
Coding region: 577-1668 (363 amino acids)
Biological process (GO): xanthophyll cycle; chlorophyll metabolic process
Cellular component (GO): chloroplast
Molecular function (GO): violaxanthin de-epoxidase activity
Source: RefSeq, a predicted model, not a curated record